AUGUACUGUUGUGGGGGGGGGCGGCGGCCUCAGGAACGGACCGGAAACUUGGUGCGGGUUUAUGACCCGGGGGAUGACAGCUGGUCGGAUGCGGCGCCGCUUCCUGAGGCGGCAGAUCACAUCGUGCUAAUUGCUCACGAAGGUGAGCUUUGGGCAGUCGGGGGCGCGUCAACUUUCGACCCGCGCUACGGUUCCCCUAACCCCAAAUUCACGCACGACCACUACCGCCACUCCAUAACCCAGCUCGCGGUAUAUAACCCGGCCGUUAACCAGUGGUCCGUGAGGCAGCCGCUGCCUAACCCCAGAGCUGCCCCGAUCGUAACCGUGAUUCAGCGUCCGGGAAAACGGCCGAGUAUGUUGGCGGGAGGGGGCGAAGUGUAUCUGGGCUCAAACGGGAUGGCGAUGACGUCCCUGUCCGAGUACGACUUCGAGGGAGACGUUUGGUUCUGCCACGUUGAUCCGCUUCCGUUUCCGGUCUUCGGAGCCGGUUCCGCUUUCUGGAACGACAAGUGGUACAUUCUCGGGGGUGGGGAGAGUUACAAUCUGGCGGCCACCGAUCGCGUCAUGAUUGUCGACGUGGCAGAUUUGCCUACCCCAGAACCGUGCGCUGCUCAGCAGGGAUCGCAGGACAGGGGGUGGUGGAAAAACAAAGCGGCGAGUUGGCAGCAGAACUUCCCCUACCCCAAGCAGUUUCUGGGAAAGCGUAAAUGA
This is a messenger RNA of Klebsormidium nitens, 711 nucleotides long. Lineage: Eukaryota; Viridiplantae; Streptophyta; Klebsormidiophyceae; Klebsormidiales; Klebsormidiaceae. The record is from the annotation of a GenBank genome assembly.